Molecule: messenger RNA, 2877 nt
Organism: Thlaspi arvense
Lineage: Eukaryota; Viridiplantae; Streptophyta; Magnoliopsida; Brassicales; Brassicaceae
Source: the annotation of a GenBank genome assembly
GGGCUUUUGCAAGUCGUGAUGGAGGCGAUCGAUGAGUUGUCUCAGCUCUCCGAUUCGAUGAAACAGGCGGCGUCUCUGCUCGCCGACGAAGAUCCCGACGAAACCUCUUCUUCCAGGCGCCCCGCCACGUUCCUAAACGUUGUAGCAUUAGGAAAUGUGGGAGCUGGAAAGUCUGCAGUUCUAAACAGUCUAAUUGGGCAUCCAGUCCUGCCGACGGGGGAGAACGGUGCUACACGGGCUCCUAUAAUAAUUGACUUGAGCAGGGAGAGUUCUUUGAGCAGCAAGUCAAUUAUCUUGCAAAUCGACAGUAAAUCUCAGCAAGUUUCAGCGAGUGCCCUGAGACACUCUCUUCAAGAUAGACUCAGCAAAGGAGCCUCAGGGAAGAAUCGUGAUGAAAUAUACUUAAAACUUCGUACCAGCACAGGCAAGUCCUUUUCUACUUGCUUAAUCAUAACUCCACCACUGAAAUUAAUUGAUCUGCCUGGACUGGACCAAAGAAUUGUGGACGAUUCAAUGAUUGCUGAAUAUGCACAACACAAUGAUGCCAUACUGCUGGUGAUAGUCCCUGCUAGUCAGGCAUCUGAAAUUUCAUCAUCCCGAGCCCUCAAGAUUGCAAAGGAGCAUGAUCCAGAGAGUGAGUACAUCUGUAUUUUUGAAAUACUAGCUAAUCAUCACUUCAAUUUGCUUACAAUACUUAUUAGCUAUCACCACUCCUCCCUGCUUAUAGGCACUAGGACAGUAGGCAUUAUCGGCAAAAUUGACCAGGCUGCAGAGAACCCGAAAGCCCUCGCAGCAGUUCAGGCUCUUCUUUCGAAUCAGGGACCUCCAAAAACAACUGACAUUCCAUGGGUUGCUCUUAUUGGCCAGUCCGUUUCCAUUGCAUCAGCACAAUCUGGAAGUGGAGAGAACUCCUUAGAAACUGCAUGGCGCGCUGAGAGUGAAAGUCUAAAGUCCAUUUUGACUGGGGCACCACAAAGCAAGCUUGGCAGAAUUGCCUUGGUGGACACCCUUGCUAGCCAGAUUCGUAGCAGAAUGAAGAUCAGGCUUCCAAAUAUAUUGUCUGGGCUCCAGGGUAAGUCUCAAAUAGUGCAGGAUGAGCUAGCGAGGCUUGGUGAACAACUAGUUAAUAGUGCUGAAGGUACAAGGGCUAUAGCUUUGGAGCUUUGCCGUGAGUUUGAGGACAAAUUUCUUCUCCACUUGGCUGGUGGUGAAGGAAGUGGUUGGAAAGUUGUUGCAAGUUUUGAAGGCAAUUUCCCCAACCGUAUCAAGCAGCUUCCAUUGGAUAGACAUUUUGACUUGAACAAUGUUAAAAGAGUUGUUUUGGAGGCAGAUGGUUAUCAACCUUAUCUUAUAUCUCCAGAGAAAGGGUUAAGAUCGUUGAUAAAGAUUGUUCUUGAGUUGGCUAAAGAUCCAGCACGUCUUUGUGUUGAUGAGGUUCACCGAGUUCUUGUUGACAUAGUUUCAGCCUCAGCCAAUGCUACACCUGGACUCGGGAGAUAUCCUCCUUUUAAGCGAGAGGUUGUAGCUAUAGCAAGUGCAGCACUUGAUGGUUUCAAGACUGAAGCGAAGAAAAUGGUGGUUGCACUAGUUGAUAUGGAACGCGCUUUUGUACCACCUCAACAUUUUAUCCGUCUUGUGCAAAGGAGAAUGGAAAGACAACGUCGCGAGGAAGAGCUGAAAGGACGGUCUUCUAAAAAGGGACAAGAUGCAGAACAGUCCCUUUUAAGCAGGGCUUCUAGUCCUCAGCCAGAUGGGCCAAUGGCUGGUGGUAGCAUGAAAUCAAUGAAAGACAAACCUAGUCCGCAAGAUAAAGAGACGCCGGAGGUCUCUGGUCUGAAAACUGCUGGACCUGAGGGGGAGAUAACAGCAGGGUAUUUGAUGAAGAAAAGUGCAAAAACUAAUGGAUGGAGUAGGCGAUGGUUUGUUCUGAAUGAGAAAACUGGAAAGCUGGGAUAUACCAAAAAGCAAGAAGAAAGAAACUUCCGGGGCACUAUAACUUUGGAGGAAUGCACUAUUGAAGAAAUUCCCGAGGAAGAAGUAGAAAAGUCAAAGAGCUCGAAGGACAAGAAGGCAAACGGACCUGAUUCAAAAGGACCAGGACUUGUAUUUAAGAUAACCUGCAAGGUUCCCUAUAAGACUGUACUAAAAGCCCACAAUGCCCUUGUACUUAAGGCUGAGAGUGUAGUCGAUAAAAACGAGUGGAUUAAUAAGUUGCAAAAGGUUAUUCAGGCUCGAGGAGGCCAAGUGGGCAAUGUUUCAAUGAGACAGAGUUUUUCAGAAGGUUCACUUGAUAAAAUGGUUAGGAAACCCAUCGAUCCAGAAGAGGAACUCCGGUGGAUGUCCCAAGAAGUACGAGGUUACGUUGAAGCUGUCCUUAACAGUCUUGCAGCCAAUGUUCCAAAGGCUGUUGUUCUUUGUCAAGUGGAGAAAGCAAAAGAAGACAUGCUGAAUCAGCUAUACAGUUCUAUCAGUGCAAUAGGCAAUGAGAGGAUUGAGUCACUGAUUCAAGAGGAUCAGAACGUCAAAAGACGAAGAGAGCGUUACCAGAAGCAAUCCUCUCUUCUUUCUAAGCUCACGAGGCAGCUUAGCGUUCAUGACAACCGAGCUGCUGCUGCUGCUACAAGUUGGUCCGACAAUGGUGGCACCGAAAGUAGCCCAAGAACCAGUGGAGGUUCUUCAGGGGAUGACUGGAUGAAUGCCUUCAACGCCGCUGCUAAUGGACAGUCAGAUUCAUUGUCAAGGUACGGAUCAGGUGGUCACAGCCGCCGCUACAGCGAUCCUGCUCAGAACGGAGAUGCUGCAUCACCAGGCUCUGGUAGCAACCGCCGCACCACACCGAAUCGGCUGCCACCAGCACCACCACCGACCCGGUAUUAG